Molecule: messenger RNA, 1740 nt
Organism: Lachnellula hyalina
Lineage: Eukaryota; Fungi; Ascomycota; Leotiomycetes; Helotiales; Lachnaceae
Gene: irs4
Product: Increased rDNA silencing protein
Exons: 1
Coding region: 1-1740 (579 amino acids)
Molecular function (GO): protein binding
Source: RefSeq, a predicted model, not a curated record
AUGACCGCAGACAGACGACAGGGCACCCAAGACCAGCUUGGCAAGGAUGCAAUAGCUUCACAAAGACAGAGCGCGGCUCUAAGAGGAGCUUCUCUGGCCUUUGGGAAACCUCCCGUCAAGCCGAAGCCCCAGAUCAACACUUACAGUGGCAAUAAUGGAGCUCUAGCUGCAGCGACGAAGGUUGGGGCUCGUACCAACACGACAUCAACGAAUAAGGCAUCGAUAUCGAGGCUAGAGGCAUCGGCGGAUGACCACAGAUUGGGAUAUCAGAGUACGGGCGGAAGUACAGCUAGUAUGCUGCAUAACGGCUAUGGGGAUCGCAAUCCUUCUCGACCGCGGCUCGGGGGAAAUGGACAUCUACAGCUUCCUGGAGCGGAAAAGGGGGGGAGGUCCCCCUCGCUGAUAGCUGCCACUCUUGCAGCUUCGAGAUCUCCCUCAGUCAGUCCAAAUCCUACGGGGCAACAGCAAACCCAGCCUCCGAAUCUUGCACUGCUGGCUGCUGGCUUUGCGAAAAGAUCCGCGUCUCCGCCACCGAGCGUGAGGAGUGUAAAUUCUUCGAGAGGGAGUUCUGAUCAUUCAUUGGAUCUUACGCCUAUACCUCCAACUACGUCCCUGAUCAAUAUGUUUGAAGAAACUGGGUCAUCACCAAAGAGUCAACCGCCAAUAAAGAGACCAAUGACAUCAGCCUCGACGAGGGAUGAGAUAUCACCGAAUCCCCAAAGAUUCCCAUUGCCUCGUCGAGCUCGUUCACCUUCUCCCUUGGCUUCUAAGUCUCGAGAACCACAAGUCAUAUUAUCAAAACCUGUGUUAAAACAGCUCCCACCUACUUCCCAGCCAUCAGAGACUUUUAAACCAGCUCCUAGAGUGAAGAAACCCCCUUCAGUAGCGACCAAACCAAUCCCAAUCCCAAUUCCACCAAAGCCUCAACCACAACCACCCGCUGAGCAAGAAGAUGAGGAUAAUUCUUCCGAUGACUCGUUUGUGUCGGCAUCAGAGUACGAGUACAAACCGCCCUUCCGUGCCACCCUCAACCACAGCGGCAACCAAAAACACCUAACAUCCACUUCUGCCGGAUCCAUGAACUCCUCUGUAACAGUCGACUCCCUCGCCAACGCCAUCGUAGCCAGCAGUCUCGCCUCAUCCCGCGCCGCCUCCCCUUCAAAAAACACCCUCUACCCACCCCCAAUCCCCCCUUCCAGACGUAGUGCUCGCAACCACCACCACCUCUUCCACAACAGCGCAUCCCGCGAGCCGAGUCCUGCAAAACCAGGCACCUUGCGGACAACACUGAGGAAGACCAAGAGCAAAGAGGCCAUUGACGAAGGCGAGAAGCGUCGCACUCGAAAAGCGCACCUUAUGAAAAAACACCCUAACAAACACCACGAAGGUGACCGGAAGCGCUGGCGCGAUCAGAUCACCGAACGCGAGCGGAAACGCUAUGAGGCUGUUUGGGCGUCCAAUAAAGGACUGCAUCUUUCCUAUAUUCCUGGGGCGGAGAAUCUGGUUUGUAGUGUUGUGGUGAGGGAUAUAUGGUCGAGGUCUCGGCUUCAUCGUGAUGUGUUGGAGGAGGUUUAUGCGCUAGUUGAUAGGACGGAGAUGGGGAUGCUGGAUCGGGAGUCGUUUGUUUGCGGGCUUUGGCUUAUUGAUCAGUGGUUGAAGGGGCGGAAGUUGCCGCAGAGGGUUAGUGAGAGUGUGUGGAGGAGUCUGGGGAUGAGGGGGCUGAAGGUUAGACCGAAGUGA